AUGCGGAACAGAUGGGUCUCGGAUGCCCCAUUCACGCUCAACGGAACGAACAUAUCCAAAUGCACCAGCUACAUUUAUCUGGGUCGGGGAAUGCUGAAAUGUGCUCACCUCUUUAAUACCACCGUCAUUCCUGCUUUCACCUAUGCUUCGGAAAUCUGGGCAUUUCUCAAGCCAAAAGAAAACGCGAUGAGCGUCAUUGAACGCGAAAUUGAAAGAGUGAUGCUAGGAGUAUCUGGCUUCACGCAAGUGAGGGACGGAAUUCGAAGUUCUCUCCUACGUCAGCGAUCGAAGAAUGGAGACACCGUUGCGUUUCCCAAGGAAAAAAAUGAGGUGGGCUGGACACGUCAUGUCCACCGCUUCAACGACAACCGGUGGACAAAGGCCACGACCCACUGGGUUCCACACGAUAUCAAGACCAGUGCAGCAAGAACGUCAACGCUUUGGUCAGACAUCUUCACAAAGUUCUUAAGAGAAAAACUCGAUGCUCUUCAUGUCCGAUGCAAAAGGAAAAACUACUAA
This is a messenger RNA of Necator americanus (New World hookworm), 519 nucleotides long. RefSeq lists its product as uncharacterized. Bases 1 to 519 code for a protein of 172 amino acids. The record is from RefSeq and is a predicted model, not a curated record. NCBI's taxonomy places the organism in Eukaryota, Metazoa, Nematoda, Chromadorea, Rhabditida, Ancylostomatidae. The transcript has a single exon.